Molecule: messenger RNA, 1364 nt
Organism: Zalophus californianus (California sea lion)
Lineage: Eukaryota; Metazoa; Chordata; Mammalia; Carnivora; Otariidae
Product: heterogeneous nuclear ribonucleoprotein D-like
Exons: 2
Coding region: 212-1108 (298 amino acids)
Biological process (GO): regulation of gene expression
Cellular component (GO): nucleoplasm
Molecular function (GO): poly(G) binding; poly(A) binding
Source: RefSeq, a predicted model, not a curated record
GUGGCCUGGAUAGCCAAGACCCAGUGCAUGGCCGAGUCCUCCAGACCAUCUAUAAGAAGCUGACUGGCUCCAAGUUUGACUGUGCCCUCCAUGGAGACCACUGGGAAGAUCUGGGCUUUCAGGCUCCAUACAAUGCUCCACCGCCGCUGCUGCCACGACCCAGACGGCGCACCAGCACCCCACGGCCGACAACUCCGCCACCGUGGAGGACAUGAACGAGUACAGCAACAUAGAGGAAUUCGCAGAGGGAUCCAAGAUCAACGCGAGCAAGAAUCAGCAGGAUGACGGUAAAAUGUUUAUUGGAGGCUUGAGCUGGGAUACGAGCAAGAAAGAUCUGACUGAAUAUUUGUCUCGAUUUGGGGAAGUUGUAGACUGUACAAUAAAAACAGAUCCAAUGACUGGAAGAUCAAGAGGAUUUGGAUUUGUGCUUUUCAAAGAUGCUGCUAGUGUUGAUAAGGUUUUGGAACUGAAAGAACACAAAUUGGAUGGCAAAUUGAUAGACCCCAAAAGGGCCAAAGCUUUAAAAGGGAAAGAACCCCCCAAAAAGGUUUUUGUGGGUGGAUUGAGCCCAGAUACUUCUGAAGAACAAAUUAAAGAAUAUUUUGGAGCCUUUGGAGAGAUUGAAAAUGUUGAACUUCCCAUGGAUACAAAAACAAAUGAAAGAAGAGGAUUUUGUUUCAUUACAUAUACAGACGAAGAGCCAGUAAAGAAAUUGUUAGAAAGGAGAUAUCAUCAAAUUGGUUCUGGGAAGUGUGAAAUCAAAGUUGCACAACCCAAAGAGGUAUACAGGCAGCAACAGCAACAACAAAAAGGAAGAAGAGGUGCUGCAGCUGGUGGACGAGGUGGUACUAGGGGUCAUGGACGAGGUCAGGGCCAAAACUGGAACCAAGGAUUUAAUAACUGUUAUGAUCAAGGAUAUGGAAAUUACAAUAGUGCCUGUGGUGGUGAUCAAAACUAUAGUGGCUAUGGCGGCUAUGAUUAUACCGGGUAUAACUAUGGGAACUAUGGAUAUGGACAGGGAUGUGCAGACUACAGUGGGCAACAGAGCGCUUACGGCAAGGCGUCUCGAGGGGGUGGCAAUCACCAAAACAAUUACCAGCCAUACUAAAGGAGGAUGUUGGAGAAGACAGGAGGAGAUUGCUAAAGUUAACCCAUCUUGCAGGACGACAUUGAAGAUUGGUCUUUUGUUGAUCUAAGAUGAUUAUUUUGUAAAAGACUUUCUAGUGUACAAGACACAACUGUCCAACUGUAUAUAGCCACCAAUUAGUUUUCUUUGUUUUUACUUUGUCUUUUGCUAUCUGUGUUAUGACUUGAUGUGGAUUUGUGUUUAUACAAAUUUUAUUUGUAUGAUUCCAUGUUAAACC